Microcebus murinus (gray mouse lemur) is the source of this 2073-nucleotide messenger RNA. The record is from RefSeq and is a predicted model, not a curated record. Lineage: Eukaryota; Metazoa; Chordata; Mammalia; Primates; Cheirogaleidae.
AUGGCCAGCCGGGUGGCUCCUGAGCAGCCGGUGGGGGCCGAGGAGGCCUGCUCUCAUGUGAAUUGCCUCAUUGAAGAAGUGGCCAAAAUGGGCAAGGUCAAGUUUCAGCACAUCAUGUCUAUGCAUAGGGUGUGCAAGCAGCCCCUGGGCAUUGCCAUGGGGUUUGGUGCCAACGGCUCCCUGGAGAAGGUGCCCACCCAUGGUCUCUGCUGGCAGAUCAGGUUCUGUAUCAUCCCCGAGACCAGCUUGGCCAUGCACUUCCUGCACAACGUUAAGCCACCUCUGCUCGACCUGGAUUUCAAGCCGGGCAGCAUCCUCUUAGACAGCAACAUGCAUGUCAAGAUUUCAGACUUUGGCCCAUCCAAGUGGAUGCAGUACAUCUGGAGGUCGGCCCUGCAGGGCACGCUCAGCUACAUCACCCCGGAGAGCAGCAAGGCCCCAGGUCCCAAAUCCGAUGUGUGCAGCUUCAGGAUUGUCAUCUGGGGGCUCCUCACUCAGAAGAAACCACACUCAGGUAGCAGGGUUCCCAUGAUGACUGUCAUUAGCCAAGUGGCCACAGGCAUGCAGCCCUCCCUGCAGUCAGUCUCCAACCUGUGGCCAGGUGAGGCCCAGCAGAUGGUGGACCUGAUGGGAUGCUGCUAGGACCAGGAUCCCAGGAAGGGGCCGUGCUUGGCAGGGGACAUCACAGUCAAGACAGAGUUGGUGCCGUCACUGCUGCAGUGCAGAGUCUGUGGUGGCCCAGAGAGUGUGGCCCUGGCCAGGAAGGUGUCCUGCAAGCCAGGGCUGUUCCAGCCUCGGAUGUCUCAGAUGCAGGUGCUACAACUCUCCCACAGCAAGAGCAUGGUCCCGAGCAAUGAGGACCUGCACAUCUAUGAGAACAAGGUCACUACCCUCCAAUUGCUGGUGGCCCAGGGCAGUGUGGAGUGGGUGAGGCUGCUGCUGCCCCACAAGGUAGUCAUGGACUGCCAGGAGACAUCUGGCUAAAUGCCCUUCCUCAUUGCCACUCAGGAUCAUCAGCCAAAUCCCUGGGCCGUGUUUUUGGUUCAUUGCAUUCAUGCCGAUGUGGAAGACAAGGAUGGCUGGGACCCCCUGCAUUUUGCAGCCCAGAAUGGGGACAACAGCACCAUGCACCUACUCCUGGACCACGGGGUCCACAUGGAUGCUCAGGAGCACGAGGGGUGGACGCCACUUCACCUGGCCACACAGAACACCUUGAACUCCCAUCAAGCUGACCUCAAUCUGCACGCGGCUGAGGGCAGCCCCCUCCCCAUGGCUGCCUACAUUGGUCGUGUCAGCCCGGCCAUGCUGCUGACAGACCAGGGGGCUAAAUUGGCUCGGCAGGGAAACCUGAGGACACCACUGCACCUGGCAGUGAAACAGGGCAAAGUGAGGGCCACCUGACAUCUGCUGAAAGUAGGCAGCCCCAAUGCCCUUGAUCAGAGUGGCUACAGCCCACUGCACAUGGAGGCUGCCAGGGGCAAGAACCUUAUCUGCAAGAUGCUAAUCAGGUCCCGGGCUAGGCUCAAGCUGCCCACCCAGCAGGGCUGGAUGCCCCUGCAUCUAGCAGCUGUGCAUCUAGCAACUUAUAAGGACUACCUGGAGAUCAUCCACCUGCUGGCUGAAAGCCACGCAGACUUUGGUGCUCUCGGAGGCAUGGACUGGACACUCGUGCACCUAGCUUCCUGCCAUGGGAAGGUGGCGCUGUUGGCACUGCUGGGGUGUGGGGCUGACCCCAAUACUGCCAAGCAGUCAGGCUGGACACCCCUCCACCUGGCAGUGCAGAGAGGUGCCUUCCUGAGCACCACCAAUCUUCAGGAGCGCUCUGCAGACGUCUGUGCCCACAGCAAGGUGUGCUGGACACCCGCCCACCUGUCUGCCCUCAAGGGCAACACAGCCAUCCUCAAAGUGCUGGUCAAGGGUGGCACCCAGCUGCACAUCCAGGACAGAGUGGGUUGUGCUUCCUGGCAGCUGGCCCUCUUGAGGCAAAUGCAGGGCACUGUGGCCUUCCUAGAGGGCAAGGAGCUCUCCCGGGCCAUUCCAGGUGCUGCCGAGCUAGAAGCCCAGACAGUUUAG